Molecule: messenger RNA, 3491 nt
Organism: Sebastes umbrosus (honeycomb rockfish)
Lineage: Eukaryota; Metazoa; Chordata; Actinopteri; Perciformes; Sebastidae
Gene: syt19
Product: synaptotagmin XIX
Exons: 9
Coding region: 1309-2568 (419 amino acids)
Biological process (GO): vesicle fusion; regulation of dopamine secretion; cellular response to calcium ion
Cellular component (GO): axon; synapse
Molecular function (GO): calcium ion binding; phosphatidylserine binding; SNARE binding
Source: RefSeq, a predicted model, not a curated record
CAAAGCACUUUACACUACAUGUCAGCAUUCACACACACAUUCAUACACUGAUGACAGAGGCUGCCAUACAAGGUGCCAACUUUGCCCAUCAGGAUCUAAUCUAAAUACUCAUUCACACACUGAUGGCUAAGCCUUGUUACCGGAGCAGCCAGGGAUAGAACCACCGACCUUUUGAUUGGUGGACGACCUGCUCUACCCUCUGAACCACAGUCGCCCCAGGUGAGCGGAUGGGUACUAACUUGGUUGCAAUCUGCAACCAAACCACUAGAUGUCACCAAAUUGUACACACUGUACCUUUAACAGAACCGUCUCAGAAGUUGUUUGUUUGUGUGUGUGUUUGGGAGGGGGCGUGCUGCUGUGUGUUUGAAAAAGAUCCCUCUUUUUCAGAAGUUCCAAAGAUGGAACAAAAUCUGGUGUAAAUCUGACCUUACAGAUUCUCUUCUCUACGGUCCAACUGUGCACUGAAUCCUUUGCUAAAAAGCAAACACCAAUGUUGAAAGUUACUUCAAAGGUGUAAACUGAUGAGCCAUUCAUGAGUGUGUGAGUGAGUACAAUGGAUUAUUGGCAACUGAAACCUCUUGUGGAUUAUCUGGUUUACAUUUGUGUGCAAGGAUGUACAGAAGUGAAGUGAAUUAUCUGCAGUGGCACUUUUCUACAGUUUACAGUACAAAAUUAAAAUAUAGUAUCUAUAUACUGUUUGUGAAAAAUACAACAUGUACAAUAGUUUAGGAAUUUAUAUAUAUAAAUUAUAUAUAUAAUAAUAAUAUAAUAUGUAAAUGUGUUACCUAUUUUUGAGAUUGUUGCUGUUUAGAGCAUUUGAUUUUAGCAUCAUUGUUGUAAAAUGGUAAUAAAAGGUUGAAUUUCCAUGAGUGUGUCUUCCAGUAAAAGCGGUCUAUGAGAUACACGUUUUCAGCCCUUGCUGCUUUAGCUGCUUUGAUCCAGAACUAUGAUUAUAAAAUGAUCUUCUAGUGGCAGUGUCAGAAGACAUUCUUCUUCUUUGUAGGAUUUAAGAUUACGUCAAACAAGGAAGUUUGGUCAAAAUGUUUUUUCUUCCUCAUUCUUGGAAUGGCAAGUUUGGGUUACAUAACUUAAAAUACUUUUGUCUUCAAGCGGGGUGACUUGACAUUAUGUUCUCAUUGUUUAAGGCCCAUUUUUAGGUACUGUACAUUUCCUGUUUCCCAUUGUGUGUGUCUCUCUUUCAGCAAGCAAAAUAAUAGGUGAUGACUGACGAGUCUGCAAGAUAAUGACAACAAUGAAAACCAUGUAAGGUAUGUAUAGGCCACGUGGAGUUGGAGAUUCAUCGUACUGAUGGACUAUCCAGCCCCUGUGGAGCUGCUGUCGGCCGCUGGAGAGCUGAGUAUGCCAUUCUCAGACGCGGUCAAGUAUUGCAUCCUGGGAAUCUCGGUCACUCUUCUCCUGCUUGCGCUGGGCAUCUUGGCAUGGCAGGCCUUCAGAUGCUGCACACAGAGACACACCACAUACACACGGCAAGAUCCUGUGAACAGUGAUCUGCCGUACUCGGACGAAAAGUCAACAGAAGCAGGAAACUACUCAGGAGCUCCAUGUACUAGGGUGGAGAAUGUCAACGCAGACGUCCGCAGGCUGAGUCGCUGUCUGUCUCAGGCCUCGUUUCCCUCCUCAGGAUCCAGCCAGGCAGACGGAGACAUGGGGGAGCAGGCCAACAUUAAAAAGGUCGAUGGAUCGCUAUGUUUUUCCAUCUAUUAUGACCAACUGCAGUCCCAGCUGGUGGUCACCAUCUUGCAGGUGGAGGGGCUCCUGGAGCACAGCCAGACGCGCAGCCUCCAGCCAUUUGUUAAGCUAAGACUCAUGUGGGCAGGUUCAGAGGCAGUGGAAGUGGAGGACUGUACGGAUGAGGAGGGUGAAAGGACUGCACCUGUCCUGUGGACUGUGCUGCAGGAGUGGCGGACUCGCAUUGUGAAAGGCAGCUGUAACCCUUUAUUUGGAGACCAGUUCAGCUGUGCUCUGCAAAAGGAUAAGGAGCUUCAUCACAUCAACCUCAGGAUGGAGGUGAGGGACUUUGAUAAAUUCUCCAGGCACACAGUGUUAGGAGAGGUGAGGGUUCCUCUAGGCCAGCUCAACAUCUCCUACCCUCUGGAGCUCCAAGAAGAUCUGAAGAUACCCCAGAAGGAUCUUGUAGGAGAGGUGCUUCUGUCUUUAAAGUUUCUUCCCACUUCUCAGAGGCUUGAGGUUGGACUGCUAAAGGUUAGAACGGUCCUCACUGAAAUAUGCUCAAAUGCAGUGCUGUACGCCAGGAUCAGUGUGCAGUGCAACCAGUGCAAGUUGAGGUACCAAAAAUCCUCUGCAGUGGCCCGCUGCCUGAUGACUGUCUUCAAUGAGGUCCUCAUGUUCUCACUGCCAGAGUUUCCUCUGGAUCAGUGUAAAAUAUCGGUUUCUGUGUAUGAGACUCACACGACUAGGAAAAAAACCAAAACUCUGAUCGGACAGUUGACUGUGGGGAAAGAGAAGAGAUCAGAAGACAAGCACUGGAGCUUAAUGAUGCGCUCAGUCCGCCAGCCAGUAGCAAAGUGGCAUGGCCUACUGAUCUGACUUGCAUCUCAUGAAUUCUCUCCUGCACUUCCUGGAUGUCUGCACCUGCUUGUAUUUAACUGAGAGCUGUGGUGCUCGUGUAUCAGGCUGAGGGAUCUGCACAUAAAUAUAAAACAGUAGAUGCAACAUUACGUCAUAACUAAUGAGAUAACCGUCCGCCAUCUAACCUGGGUAUUGUUUACAAGUGCUACCUAUGGGCAGCAACUGGUUGUAAGCUGUUCAGCACAUAACUGCUUUACCUGAAGGACCAAAGAGACCAGGGAGGCUGGUAUCACUGUUAACACGCCAGUAUAGGGUAUGUACUUAUGGGUCAACUACAAAAAAAUUGUGAACUAGCUAACUGUUUUACAUCUAUGGAUCUGCACCUGCUUAGCUGCAGGCCAAAUAUGGACUUCUCUCCCUUCUGACACCCAAGGUUUAUGGAAAGAGGCUGGGACACGGGUCUUGAUCUAUGGGGUAUGACACAUACACAGUGUAACUGGAGCUGCGGUCACGCGCGUGGCUAUAGGCUCAAUUACGGUGAGUGCAGACUGCACAUGUGUUGUACCCCAAUAACAUGACGCAAUGAUGACAUUUCCUCUUUUCACCCUCCUUGCUGACACCUCAGUGGUACAAAGACCUCUCUGUUCCAAUCAGGACAGUGGAGUGACUGCCCAAUUGAAACCUUAGGUUACUCAGUCUACUUGUUCACUGUAUCUCGCUUUUUAAGCUCCAAAUCUCAUUGUAUUGAAAGACCUCUAAAGAUCUGACAUUUGUACUCCUAAUUGCUGAUGAAGAAUACUUUAGUUUGGCACUCAUUGCACUCAGUGCAUAACUGUGUUGUUUGUUACGGUCAUAUUUAUCUUUAAUAUGUGCUGUUCUUUUGUGCUUGUUAUAAAAACUGUUCAUUCGGAAUUAUUAAAUCUCUAUAUUGCAACUCUGAA